Branchiostoma floridae (Florida lancelet) is the source of this 1330-nucleotide messenger RNA. RefSeq lists its product as uncharacterized. The coding region runs from base 1 to 1290 and encodes 429 amino acids. The record is from RefSeq and is a predicted model, not a curated record. NCBI's taxonomy places the organism in Eukaryota, Metazoa, Chordata, Leptocardii, Amphioxiformes, Branchiostomatidae. The transcript is spliced from 8 exons.
AUGUCGAUGACCUUGAGGACCAGACGUGUCGGUGGAGGGGACGAGAAUCAGGCUCCGAAUAAGGGCUACAAACCACCGAUUCUGGGUCCCAAACCCAUCCUGAAACCUGCACCUGGUAGCCAUGGCAGUAACAGUAACCGUGGCAGCCAGCCAACAACAACAACAACCCCCCUGAGACGUCAUCCCCUCACGCCGAGGGGACCCCCUCCAGCGAACCUCCCGUUCAGCCCCCAUGCCUGUCCUACGCUGACACCCAGGGGACCCCCUUCAGCUGACCCCCUGCGCACCCCAAACCCCCCUGCUCCCCCCACCCCCCUGGGGAUGACCCCCCGGGUGCUGGAGGACAUCAAGAGGAGACUGGAGGAGCGACGGCUGCAGGCGCUGGACACGCAGGAGAAAGUCAGCCCUGUGUUACAGAGACUCAGGGAUACUCCAGCCCUGAAGACGAAGCAGCGCCUGCUUGAACAGAAGCACCACGCCGCCAAGUCGAACGCUGCAAGCCUGUGUGUCGGGGGCGGCGUGUCGCUCUGGCCGCAGAUGGACAACAUGCGGCUGACACGACGGGAAACGGUCGCGCUGACGGGGUGGUGUGUCGGACUCGUCCUGACGGUGCAGGCGCUCUUCAGCUACCUGCACGGUCAUGUAAUCCGAAAGCUUCACAUCUUCACUGGUUACCAACGCCGUUUCCAUGGCGACCACAAGCUGGAGGUUGCCGGAGGUCAAGAGCAGUUCAACCAGUCUGUCCUCAGGUGGCACACAGACUAUAGGAACCUCAUGGAUGCCAUAGAGCAGGACUUCCAUGUGUCUGUGGGAGGAGCCCCUGUGCUGUUCCAGCUAUCCCUGCUGCUGUACCUGCUGUCCAUCUGCACCCUGCUGUACUACCUGGGGGACAACAUGCUGUCCAAGAGCAAGCUGACGCCCAGGAGGAUCAAGCUGUGGGUGUCCCUGCUAGUAGUGACCGGAGUGUGGACGUUGCUUGGCCUGAAACUGCUGACCACUGCCCAGCACCUGGAGACUGCUGUGGAGACAACUGUGUACCAACUUAGCGAGGAACUGGGUGACCUGGUGCUCCUUGAUCAUGACUUGAGUAGGUACCACAGUGUCUUAAGGUACUGGCAGUACCGCUGCACCCCGCCCACCUCACCUGGGGUACUCAGCAUCUUAGGGAUCUUACAGGUGCGAGAUGUGAACUACUACCUGCAGUACUACAGCUUACCUGUCAUCACAGCCCUCUGCACACCUGUGGUAAGGCUGGUCCUGGCUCUGAAGCAGGUGUACAGUCCAGCAUGAACUUAUCUCGCCUGUAUCACACCUGUAUCACACCUGUACU